Messenger RNA from Balaenoptera ricei (Rice's whale), 3230 nucleotides. It is a transcript of the gene SIDT1, whose product is annotated as SID1 transmembrane family member 1. The coding region runs from base 1 to 2496 and encodes 831 amino acids. NCBI's taxonomy places the organism in Eukaryota, Metazoa, Chordata, Mammalia, Artiodactyla, Balaenopteridae. Gene Ontology annotation, cellular component: membrane. The transcript is spliced from 26 exons. The record is from RefSeq and is a predicted model, not a curated record.
AUGCGGGGCUGCACGCUGCUCUGCGCGCUGCUCUGCGCGCUGCCCUGGCUUCUGCCACCGGCAGCACCCGGGCUCCCCGCGCAACCCUUAGCGCGGCGCCGCGACCCCCGCGACCCCGCCAGGGGCGCUGAGUUCGAUCGCAUCUACAACGGGGUGGUGAGCCUCAGCACCGAGAACAUCUACUCCUUCAACUACACUAGCCAGCCCGGCCAGGUGAACGCCGUGCGGGUGUAUGUGAACAGCUCCUCCGAGAACCUCGACUACCCGGUCCUGGUCGUGGUUCGCCAGCAGAAAGAGGUGCUGUCCUGGCAGGUUCCUCUGCUCUUCCAAGGACUAUACCAGAGGAGCUACAACUACCAGGAAGUGAGCCGCACCUUAUGUCCCUCAGAAGCAACCAAUGAAACAGGGCCUCUGGAGCAACUGAUAUUUGUAGAUGUCGCAUCCAUGGCGCCCCUGGGUGCCCAGUACAGACUGCUGGUUACCAAGAUCAAGCACUUCCAGCUGCAGACAAACGUUGCCUUUCACUUCACUGCCAGUCCCUCUCAACCCCAGUAUUUUCUAUACAAAUUUCCUGAAGAUGUGGACUCAGUUAUCAUUAAAGUUGUGUCUGAAAUGGCUUAUCCAUGCUCUGUUGUCUCAGUCCAGAAUAUCAUGUGCCCAGUGUAUGAUCUCGACCACAAUGUAGAAUUUAAUGGUGUCUAUCAGUCCAUGACCAAGAAAGCUGCCAUCACACUACAGAAGAAGGAUUUUCCAGGUGAGCAGUUCUAUGUGGUGUUUGUGAUAAAGCCUGAAGAUUAUGCCUGUGGAGGAUCUUUCUUCAUCCAGGAAAAGGAGAACCAGACCUGGAAUCUACAACGUGCAAAGAACCUUAAAGUGACCAUUGUUCCUUCCAUUAAAGGAUCUGUUUAUGUGAAAUCCAUUCUUCUCAGUUUCCUCAUCUUCUUCUCCUUCUACUUGGGAUGCCUGCUUGUUGCAUUUGUUCAUUAUAUCAGGUAUCAGAGAAAGUCCAUUGAUGGAAGCUUUGGUUCCAAUGACGGCUCUGGAAAUACAUCGGUGUCACAUCCCAUUGCUGCCAGCACCCCUGAAGAAAGCAAUUAUGGGGCAAUAGAUGAGUCAAGCUCCAGUCCUGGCAGGCAAAUGUCCUCCUCCAAUGGCAGACAGCCGUGCCAGUCAGACACGGACAGCUCCGUGGAGGAGAGUGACUUCGACACCAUGCCAGACAUUGAGAGCGAUAAGAACGUCAUCCGGACCAAGAUGUUCCUUUACCUGUCAGAUCUGUCCAGGAAGGACCGAAGAAUUGUCAGCAAAAAAUAUAACAUUUAUUUUUGGAACAUCGUCACCAUUGCUGUGUUUUAUGCGCUGCCUGUGAUCCAGCUGGUUAUCACCUACCAGACAAUAGUCAAUGUCACUGGUAACCAGGACAUCUGCUACUACAACUUCCUCUGUGCUCACCCCUGGGGUGUCCUGAGUGCCUUCAACAACAUUCUCAGUAACCUGGGCCACAUGCUCCUGGGCUGCCUCUUCCUGCUGAUAGUCUUGCGCCGGGACAUUCUCCAUCGAAGAGCCCUGGAAGCCAAGGACAUCUUUGCCAUGGAGUAUGGGAUCCCCAAACACUUCGGUCUCUUCUAUGCUAUGGGCAUCGCACUGAUGACGGAAGGGGUGCUCAGUGCUUGUUACCAUGUCUGCCCUAAUUACUCCAACUUCCAAUUCGACACCUCCUUCAUGUACAUAAUCGCCGGCCUCUGCAUGCUGAAGCUCUAUCAGACCCGCCACCCAGACAUCAACGCCAGUGCCUACGCUGCUUACAUCUCCUUCGCCCUGGUCAUCACGCUCACCGUCCUUGGAGUGGUGUUUGGGAAAAAUGACCUGUGGUUGUUCUGGGUCAUCUUCUCUGCAAUCCAUAUUCUGGCUUCUCUGGCCCUCAGCACCCAGAUCUACUACAUGGGUCGUUUCAAGAUAGAUGUGUCUGACACAGCAGAUUUGGGAAUUUUCCGACGGGCCGCUAUGGUGUUCUACACGGACUGCAUCCAGCAGUGCAGCCGGCCUCUCUAUAUGGACAGAAUGGUAUUGCUCAUCAUGGGGAAUCUGGUUAACUGGUCCUUUGCCCUCUUUGGACUGGUCUAUCGACCCAGGGACUUUGCCUCCUACAUGCUGGGCAUCUUCAUCUGUAACCUGCUGCUCUACCUGGCCUUUUACAUCAUCAUGAAGCUUCGCAGCUCCGAGAAGAUCCUCCUGAUCCCGCUCUUCUGCAUCGUCGCCACCGCCGUGGUGUGGGCCGCCGCCCUGUAUUUUUUCUUCCAGAAUCUCAGCAGCUGGGAGGGAACGCCAGCCGAAUCCCGAGAGAAGAAUCGAGAGUGUAUCCUGCUGGAUUUCUUUGAUGACCAUGACAUCUGGCACUUCCUCUCUGCUACUGCCCUGUUUUUCUCAUUCUUGGUUUUGUUAACCCUGGAUGAUGACCUGGAUGUGGUUCGGAGAGACCAGAUCCCUGUCUUUUAAGCCUCCAGCAUGGAGAGCGGGGAGAGGGAGCAACCAAUCUUGGUGCUGUUUCAUGAAAAAUACAGGGACUGCAGCAAAGUAACCACUGCCAAAUGCUCCACUCACCCUCUGUUGGGUUGGCUCUGUACACAUUCCCGCAGGGAGGAGAGGAGCUACAGGGGGACCCAAACCUGCAAGAAGGGAAGCAGAAGGGAAGCGGCAACUGUGGACAGAGUCAAGCCCUUCAGAGUCGAAAGACACCCACCAUCCCCUUCUGUCACUACUCUGAGUUAGACAUGGACAAAAGCUGCAUCGAAGUUGACCUUGGGACCACUCCCACCCUCACCUGAGAUUCGCCAGCCAUGGGGGAACCAUGCUGCCCUCUGCCCUCCAGCUGCCUCCCUGCCCAGAAACUCCAGGGUGGCCCCCUGUGCACCUCUGUAACAUCUGCUGCUCUAGACAUCCCAAAACACCAGCCCACUUCUCCGAAGUCCUGGAAUGAUGUGAUUCUUUGGAGUCUGGUAGAGGGGUGGCCCCAAGGCCCUACCCAACCGGGACAGAUGUUUUGUAGCACCAGCUCGUCACCUCCACCAAAGGAAUGCUGUACGCUUCCCCCAGGUUCCUGACCGCAUUAGGAGGACUCUGCAUCAGGCUGUGUUACCCGCUUCUGGCAGGUAACUGUCCCUGAGACCAAGGUGUGGGUGCUUCCCUGUUCCUUGGUGUCUUCAUCUCACCGCUGUGUGUGGACCCCCUGA